Molecule: messenger RNA, 1308 nt
Organism: Tetranychus urticae (two-spotted spider mite)
Lineage: Eukaryota; Metazoa; Arthropoda; Arachnida; Trombidiformes; Tetranychidae
Product: cobalamin trafficking protein CblD
Biological process (GO): cobalamin metabolic process
Source: RefSeq, a predicted model, not a curated record
UUAGGCCUUUCGUGUUUUUGUUUACCAGCUGUAGAAGUAAAAGUAAUAGACUAGAUAACGAUUAAUUGGCUUUUAAUUUUGAUUUAUUUGAUUGUGAUUGUGAUUUUUCUCAUAUUUUAUGAGCUUCUCAAAGCGCUUGAACAACACGCAAAUUUAUGGGCUUCAUAAUAAGAUAAAGAGCUAACUGCGAUAAAUUAUUUAUUUUGUAAGUCAAUCCCAUAGUCAAGUGUAAAUUUUAAUCUUUAUUAGUAAAAUUGUUGUCAUAUUUUCGUGUUUGAGAAAUGCUAAGACUCAGUCGCCGUGUGAUACUUCAACGCCAAGGUAUUGAAAGCAGUAUGAGUGCAUGCCUUCAUAAUGGACGAUCUAAUAGCUCAAAGAAAUCAAAGAGACGAGAUAAAACAUCAUCAGAAGAAAAGAUAACUAACAGAGAGAUUAAUCUGUUCGAUCGACCUGAUGCAAGAACACCCUUACCUGGAAGUGUAGGACUAGUCCCACCUAUUCGGGAUGAGCCCAGGAUGGUUGUUAAUAAAAAGACCAUCACAAUAAGAGAAAUCGCUGAAGAGGAGCAGAUCUUAAAAUAUCUCAAAGAAUCAGUUAAUUUACAAUCUACUGAUACUCCAGAUUUGCCUAAUAUCCCAGACUUGGAUAUCAUUGUUCACAAGUGUCCACAGCUGAUCGAAAAUGAUUUACAGAAAGUGUUCCCUUACAAUGUAUUUGGACGUGAAUUGACGCUUAUCACAUUUAAUCGACGAACAGAUGAUGUUUUGCAAUCUAACAAAAAGGAUAACCUAAACCUAGUCGAUGAUUUUGUAAAUCUUGCUGAUUUGAUUUGCCGUCGUUUAAAGAGAGCAGGCUAUUGGGCUGAUUUUAUCGAUCCUUCAGUUGAUUGGUCUCAGAUGAGGAGACCAAACAGUUCGAUGUUGAUCGAGGUUGCUGUACGUUAUCAUCAACUAGGUUUUACUCUAGAAACAAAUGGUAAAUGCCAAGUUAUUUCUCAUCACAAGUUAGGAACCAAGCUUUAUGUUGGAUCUUUGUUGACAAAUGCAUCUCAUGAUUCUCCUCAACUCCUAAGAAUUCUAGAAACAUACAGAAAAUAGGAUAUUCAAUGCAAUUUUUGGAUGUAUAUAUAUUAUCGUUUAUCAAGACCCAAGUGUGAAUCGUAUAGAGCUAUUAAAAUACCUCUUCCAUUCUCCCUGGGUUGGAAAUUUAUGAACUUAUCCAUAUUAUAUAUUAAUAUUUUCAGCUGGUUAAACUUAAUAAAUUUGUUAGGUCAAAACUGUAAUUAAAUUUUUUCCCCAUUUGUUUAAA